Messenger RNA from Monopterus albus (swamp eel), 3303 nucleotides. RefSeq names its product myosin, light chain kinase 5 (gene mylk5). Lineage: Eukaryota; Metazoa; Chordata; Actinopteri; Synbranchiformes; Synbranchidae. The record is from RefSeq and is a predicted model, not a curated record. The coding region runs from base 264 to 2843 and encodes 859 amino acids. Gene Ontology annotation, molecular function: ATP binding; protein kinase activity; protein binding. The transcript has 18 exons. Gene Ontology annotation, biological process: protein phosphorylation.
CAGUACACGCUGGGUUUAUUUUGGCAUCACUCCUAUUCUUUAGCAUUAGAGGAAGAGAUUUCGCAGUUUUCCCACAUUACACCACUAUUCGCUCACAUUUAAAAUUGUAGAGCUUUGUUGUUCACAAUCACGGGCGUAAAAUGAACCUCUGCGUCACCGGCAUCGCAAAGUUCAGCUGCAGCAUUAGUAAGUGAGGAGUAAACAGGCAAAUCGAUCAACAGCAGCGCGUUUAACCAACAGCACAACACGACCUUUGGCUGGACAUGAACGGUAAUAGCAGCACACAGCGUUAUGUGUCCACCUUCUGGAUGUACAUAAAGCCGCACCGCGCACCGGUGAACGGGCCAGGAAGCCCUGACAGCAGGACUGAUACAGGGUGUCCUAACCACUCCUCUCAUAAACCUCUGGAUCCACCGAGCUUCAUAGAGCCCCUGAGUGACUGCUGCGUGGAUGAAGGAAGUGACUUCACACUACGAGGGGUUCUCACUGGAAGUCAGCCUAUCAAAGUGUCAUGGUUGCACAAUGGUUCAGUGGCUCAUUUUGGGAAGUCUUCCUUCAAUGGCAGUGAGGUGAGUUUUGUUCUGAGAGAGUGCCUGCCGGAAGAUGCCGGCGCCUACACCUGCUUGGCAGAAAACAGUGCAGGGAAGACAUCCUGCUGUGCUGCUGUGUUCAUCAGAGACUUUGAAACCAUCUAUGGAGUCUCAAAGAUCCCCACUUCUGCAUCUCAGAUCAUUAAGGAGAAUGGAACACUACCACAGACUCUCAAAGAAGAACAACAGCAGCAGCUCAAAGGAACUGUUUGUACCUCCACUACAGGCUCUGAUAAACAGAACCCGGUCUCUUCUCCAAGAGAAGUCAUCCCAAAGAAGAGAGCCAACUCAGGCACAGGUCCAACAUUACAUUUUGAAAAUUCUCCACAGCACCUUGAGGUGAAGGUGGGACAGCCUGCCCGUCUGAAGUGUUUUUUCACCGGCAGCCCUCCCGUAGUGUCCUGCUGGAUCCGAAAUAAAGAGCAGAUAGUGGAUGGUCCCGAGCUGUGGACUGAACAUUCUGAUCAGAGCAGUACACUAGUUAUAUUGGAGACGAAACCACAGGACGCAGGUUGCUACACCAUUGUAGUGAAGGACCGCAAGAGUUCAGCACAGCACACGCUCACCCUUUCUGUCAUAGAGACACCACAGCCGCCUGCCUCGUGUCCUGUGAUCUCCCGUGUCUCUGCUUCCGGCCUUGUGCUGUCCUGGUCAGGCCCCUGUUAUGACGGUGGCAGUGCCAUCCUGGGUUAUGUGGUUGAGGUAAAGAGCCAAGGACAAGCUGAACCUGGGGAUUGGAAUGAGCUCACUGCCCAGUGUAAGAGUACCUCAUACAAAGUGUGCUCUGGGCUACAGCCACAAGGGGAAUACUGUUUCAGAGUGAGGGCUUACAACGCAGUAGGAGUAAGCGAGCCAGGACCUGUGUCGCCAGUAGUCAGUAUGGAGCAGAAAGAGAAUCUGCAAGGAGAGGAGGCCCAUCCAGUAUAUGUCACAAUUGACUCUUCCCACAAAGUCACAGAUCAUUACAAUUUGCAAGAGAAACUGGGCAUGGGAAAGUUUGGCCUGGUGUUCAAGCUAAUUCACAAAGAGACAGGACGUGUGUGUGCUGGAAAGUUCUACAAAGGCCGACGUAUCAAAGAGAGGGAGGCUGCUCGUAAAGAGAUAGAGCUGAUGAACUACCUCCACCACCCCAAACUGGUUCACUGUCUGGCUGCAUAUGACCACAAGCCUGAGAUAGUCAUGGUUAUGGAGUUUAUUGCAGGUGGGGAACUAUUUGAACGUAUUGUGGAUGACAGUUUUGAGCACACAGAGCUUGCCAGUACACGCUACAUGCAGCAGAUCCUGGAGGGGGUUGCAUACAUGCAUCAGCAAAACAUUGUCCAUUUGGACCUCAAACCUGAAAACAUUGUGUGUGUUGACACCACAGGCACCUCCAUAAAGAUUAUUGACUUUGGAUUAGCCAGCAGGCUUGAUGGAAAAACACCUCUGAAGGUGAUGCAUGGGACUCCGGAGUUUGUGGCACCUGAAGUGAUCAACUAUGACCCUGUGAGUUUGGCCAGUGACAUGUGGAGCAUUGGGGUCAUCUGCUAUAUAUUACUGAGUGGUGAGUCUCCGUUCCAAGGGAACAGUGAUACAGAGACCCUGGCCUUGGUCACAGCUGCCCAGUGGGAAUUUGAUGAGGAGAGCUUUGAUGAGAUAACAGAAGAGGCCAAAAAUUUCAUUAGCUCCCUGCUCAUCAAGGACACCAGACAGCGGAUGUCUUGUGCAGAGGCCCUUGCCCACCCCUGGAUGGCAGCAUUUACCUUUGGAGAUCUUGCUACUAAUAAGUGCCUGUCCAAGGAGAAGAUGAAGAGGUUUCUAGCCAGGCAGAAGUGGAAGAGAGCAGGUAAGGCCAUGCAGGCCCUGAAUAGGAUGGCUUUACGUUCCAAAAGUGAAAGCUCUGGAUCUCCUACAAACACUGGAGAAAACUCACCCCUAAGCCCAGAGGCAAAGCAUGCCCUGCAGUCUCUGGAGUGCAAGAUGCAGGAGCCUCCCCAGUUUACUCAGAGCCUGGAGGACCAGACUGUACACCAGGGAUCCAGUGCCCGUCUCGCUUGUCAUCUCACAGGAUACCCUGACCCAGAGGUGGUGUGGCUGUGUGGAGAAGAACCUGUUGUAGAGUCAUCCACAGUGCAGAUAGAGUAUGAGGAAGAUGGCCGCUGUACCCUCGUCCUCACCAAAGUUGGUCCUAAGGACACCAAUGUUUACACUUGCAGAGCCACCAAUGACCAUGGGGAGACAUCCUGCUCUGCCAAACUCACUGUUCAACAGUAGACUGAAUGCAUGAUAGAGAUGGAGAGAAUACUGUAUAUUAAUGCCCUUGAGUGCCUUGAACUCUUCAGUUGUACAGUGCAUUUUUGUUUUAAUACAACCUGUGUAUCCUGUAUUGUGGGGGGAGAGUAUAAUACAAGUUAAGAACAGAUGAUUUUUGUUAAAGCUACAAGCAGACAAUAUACUGUAUAAGGGGUUUUUUUUUAUUCGUGGGACUAACAAUGUUAUACCAUGUCUUAAUAAUAACAUAAUUUUUAAGAUUCCCUUUAAUAUGAAUAAAUUGAUAUCCUUUUUUUAAAUGCAACAUGCCUGAAGUUAUGCUGUUUGAAUCAUGUAGUGAAUGAAUUUUUGAGUAAAACAAACCAAAAUGUCUGACUUGAAAAAGCCAUUAACACCUGACAUGUUCAAAAACUACUGAAAGUUAACAGCAAGUAAGCAAUUAAAGACUAACUUUUUUGUAACA